Molecule: messenger RNA, 2874 nt
Organism: Anopheles coustani
Lineage: Eukaryota; Metazoa; Arthropoda; Insecta; Diptera; Culicidae
Gene: bur
Product: GMP synthase [glutamine-hydrolyzing]
Exons: 12
Coding region: 1-2097 (698 amino acids)
Biological process (GO): GMP biosynthetic process
Cellular component (GO): cytosol
Molecular function (GO): GMP synthase activity; ATP binding; GMP synthase (glutamine-hydrolyzing) activity
Source: RefSeq, a predicted model, not a curated record
AUGUUCUUACGUAUUUUCUGUCGCUGCUGCAACGAUCCAGAAAUGAGUUCAAUGAAUAAAUCCGCUGGCCCCACGGAGAACGGCGGGUUACAUAAUGAUCGAGUAGCAAUCCUGGACGCAGGAUCACAGUAUGGAAAGGUAAUCGAUCGGAAGGUGCGCGAACUGAGUGUAAAAUCAGAUAUUUUACCUCUGGAAACAUCUGCCUUAAGACUAAAAGAACUCGGCUACCGAGCAGUUGUUAUCUCCGGUGGACCCAACUCCGUCUAUGCCGAGGAUGCGCCAAAGUAUGAUCCAGAUAUUUUUAAAAUAGGCUUACCGAUACUAGGUAUAUGCUAUGGAAUGCAAAUUAUCAACAAGGAAUUCGACGGCACCGUACAGAAAAAGGAUGUCCGCGAGGAUGGAGAGCAUACGAUUGAGGUGGAAGAUAGUUGCCUAUUGUUCAAUCGUUUGCAACGAUCGCAAAAGGUUCUGCUCACACACGGCGACAGUAUCGAUAAAGUGGGCAGCAAGUUGAAGGUAGCAGCAUACUCGUCAAAUCGCAUCGUAGCCGCGGUCUACAACGAACAGAUGCGCAUCUAUGGUGUACAGUUUCACCCGGAGGUUGAUUUAACUGUAAACGGUAAACAGAUGCUCUCUAACUUCCUGCUGGACAUUGCCGGACUGCAACCGAACUUCACGAUGCGUAACCGCGAGGAAGAGUGCAUCAACUACAUUAAGGAACACGUAGGAAAUGGCAAAGUGUUGUUGCUCGUGAGCGGAGGUGUUGACUCAACUGUGUGCGCAGCUUUGCUAAGACAUGCCUUAAAACCGGAACAAGUAAUUGCUGUCCAUAUCGAUAAUGGUUUUAUGCGUAUGAACGAAAGUGCCCACGUCGAAAAGUCGUUGCGCGAGCAAGGGGUCGAUCUGUUCGUCAAGAAUGCGAUCCACAAGUUCAUGAAGGGCACGACCACGAUCAAGGUGCCCGGCUCCCUGUACAAUCAGGACACGCAGAUGCUCUGCCAAACGAUCAGCCCGGAGGAUAAGCGCAAAAUCAUCGGCGACGUGUUCGUCAAGGUAUCGAACGAUGUGCUGCGCGAGAUGAAGCUGAACGCCGACGAGGUCUACCUCGCCCAGGGUACCCUUCGGCCCGAUCUGAUCGAAUCCGCCUCGACGCUGGUUAGCGCGAAAGCGGACACGAUCAAGACACACCAUAACGAUACGGAGCUGAUCCGAAAGCUGCGAGAGGCGGGCCGCGUUAUCGAGCCGCUGCGGGACUUCCACAAGGACGAGGUGCGACAGUUGGGCUACAGCCUGGGACUGCCGGCACAUCUGGUCGAGCGGCAUCCCUUCCCCGGUCCGGGCCUAGCCAUUCGGAUCCUGUGCGCCGAGGAGGCAUUCAUGAAAGACUAUUCGGAAACGCAAGUAAUCGUUAAAGUAAUAGUGGACUAUAAAAACAAGCUAGAGAAAAAUCACGCAUUACUAAACCGCGUCUCCGGUACGACCACCAAGGAAGAUCAGCAGCAGCUCUGCCGUAUUUCUAGUGAAAUCAAAUUGAACGCUACCCUACUGCCAAUACGAAGCGUCGGCGUACAGGGCGACAAGCGCUCGUACAGCUACGCCGUCGGUCUGUCCAGCAAAGAUGAACCGAACUGGCAGGAUAUGCUGUUCCUAGCGAAGCUUAUACCGCGCAUCCUUCACAAUGUAAAUAGAGUGUGUUACAUCUUCGGCGAUGUGGUGCAGUAUCCAGUGCAGGACAUUACCCACACGUUGCUAACCGAGGCUGUCGUGUGGCAGCUGCGCCAAGCAGAUAACAUCGUUAAUAAGAUUUUGAUGGAUCACGAAUGUAUGCGCAAAAUUUCCCAAAUGCCCGUCAUUCUAAUACCCGUACACUUCGAUCGGGACCCCGCGCAGAAGACCCCGUCCUGCAUGCGAUCCGUCGUGUUGCGACCGUUUGUUACAAACGAUUUCAUGACCGGCGUACCCGCAAUCCCCGGAACCGACCGGUUACCGACAAGCGUGCUACAAAAAAUGGUAGACGAGCUGUCCCAGAUGCCGGGAAUCUCUCGAGUGCUACUUGACCUGACGUCCAAACCGCCAGGUACCACGGAAUGGGAAUGAUUUCCUUUACGACGAACAGCUUCUCCUCUUUUUGCACUAAUGGCGCCACCAACCCCGCUAAAGAAAGCUAGAUGAAAAGGAAUACCAUCAUCAUUGUCGUCGUCGUCGUCGUCGUCGUCGUCAUCACCGUCAUCCACAUGAUUUGCCACCGUUUAUCGUUGCUAAACCAUCGCGCCAAGCGCUAUACAUGUAACAAUCAUUAUCCCCCUGUCCUCUCCCCCGCCGCCCGCCCACGGAUCUGUACGCGGUAUGCCCGAUCGAGGGUUGUUCGUUGCCUGUACUACUUCGGCUUGCAUUUCAUAGGAAACAUCCCGGGUGUGUCCCAAGACGCGACGCUACACACCCGUAGGGGCUGUCAAACUUUGUCAGAUUUUGUACUGUUUUGCUGCCAUUCAUUUGUUACUUCGUUGCCCCUUUCCCGCUCCCGUUGGACACAAAGCAGCAAAAGUAAGACUACAGUUUGUGGAACGGCUCUAUGGCGCGCUCCGGUCGUUAUUCAUUCGCGAGGCGAAUAUAUGUAUUGCGGUUGUUGGGUUGUUGUUGCGGUUUAUAUUCCAAUCAUAGCGAUAGCUAUUUUUUACCUUUUUUCUUUUUUGUAUACUUUUUUUUCAGUUUCAAAAUGUGUUACGUUGUUUUUUUUUUUUUUUUGUUUAAUUUACAAUGUAACAAACUACACAUCCGAUUAUGAGAUUAAGUUGGGCAAAAUGGAUGGCUUGCCACUUGUCAUUUUGAAAUGGUAUUCUUCGACUGAAUAAAGUGGUUUAACACACAACCCAA